AUGAGCACAGACUUCAAAGGCAGCAAGCCAGGACUCAUCACAGACACGCCCGCCGUCGACUUCCACGUCGAUCCCUCUGGGAGAUCGCAAUCCAUCGACAAGACCGACAUCGAGAAACAAUGGCCUGCACGCCAGUCAGCAAGCUCCGUCUUCCUGGCCAAGACCUCGCAAGAUGAAGGCCGCGAGGCGCACGAGUCCUCUCCGCCAGCCUCUCCACCGCCUUUGGAGAAGACUGACGAUGUAACCUACCCGGAAGGAGGAACGGCGGCAUGGCUCGUCGUUCUGGGCUCCUUCUCCGGCAUGAUGGCUGCUUUUGGGUACAUGAAUGUCAUCUCGACCUACCAAGCGUACAUCUCCCACCAUCAGCUGGCCGAGUACGAUGAGUCCACCAUUGGCUGGAUCUUCAGCGUCUACGCCUUCCUGUCCUUUGGCGCGGGCAUCUUCAUUGGACCCAUUUUCGACGCCUACGGCCCCAGAUACCUCGUACUGGGCGGAAGUGUUGCCCUCGUGCUCAGUGUGUUCUUGAUGAGCAUCUGUACUUUAUACUGGCACUUCCUCCUCGCCUACGGCAUCCUAGGCGGCCUCGGAACGGCACUGAUCUUCACUCCCGCCGUCGCGGCCAUCGGCCACUGGUUCAAUGCCAAACGCGCCAACGCAACCGGCAUCGCUGCAGCGGGCGGCGCAGUUGGCGGCGUCGUCUUUCCACUUAUGCUGGAGGCGCUCUUCGUACGAAUGGGAUGGGCCUGGGCGCUUCGAAUCCAAGGCUUCAUCUUCGUGUUCCUCGUCGGCGUCGCGAAUCUCCUCAUUCGCUCCCGCCUGCCGCCCAAGCCUGGGAGCAGUUGCGUGCCGGAUUUCCGCAUCUUGCGCUUCCCCGCGCUGGCGCUCGUGACUGCUGGGACGUAUUUUAUGGAAUGGGGCCUCUUCACCCCAAUCGCAUACCUCACCUCCUACGCCCUCUCCACCGGCGCGGUAAGCUCCACCUUCGCCUUCCAGAUCAUCGCCAUCUUCAACGCCGGUUCCGCCCUCGGUCGCUGGCUACCAGGCUACCUAGCCGACAAAUGGGGCCGCUACAACCUCUCCAUCCUCGCACUGUCAGCCUGCCUCCUCUCCUCGCUCGGCCUGUGGCUCCCCUCCGCAAUCCUAUCAGCCCCUACAGCCGAUGGAGCGACCAAAGACAACACAGCGAUCGUAAGUCUCCUGAUCGUCUUUUCGAUUUUCAUGGGCUUCGCGUCGGGCUCGAAUAUUAGUCUGACGCCGGUGUGCGUGGGCAUGCUGUGCGAUACGCAGGAGUACGGGCGGUAUUAUGCUACUUGCUACUCCAUUGUGUCGCUGGGGACGUUGACGGGCACGCCGAUUGCGGGCGCGAUUAUUGGGGCCAACGGAGGGGCAUAUUGGGGGAUUGCGUGCUGGGCUGGCGGGAAUUAUGUCAUGGCUCUGCUAUGCUACACUGCUGUCAGAGUGCUCAAGGUGGGGUGGAAGUGGAAUGCAGUGUACUAG
Neohortaea acidophila is the source of this 1497-nucleotide messenger RNA. RefSeq names its product major facilitator superfamily domain-containing protein. The record is from RefSeq and is a predicted model, not a curated record. The transcript is spliced from 3 exons. Lineage: Eukaryota; Fungi; Ascomycota; Dothideomycetes; Mycosphaerellales; Teratosphaeriaceae. Gene Ontology annotation, biological process: transmembrane transport. The coding region runs from base 1 to 1497 and encodes 498 amino acids. Gene Ontology annotation, molecular function: transmembrane transporter activity. Gene Ontology annotation, cellular component: fungal-type vacuole membrane.